AUACUCUUUGACAAUUGGCAAAUGGUAUUUUUUCUGCACCUACAUGUUACAAUUUGUUUUAUUAAAAUAUUGUGCUGAACGUGAAAUAAUUAGCGAAUGUUUCGAUUGAUCCCAUUGCAUUUACAUUCCUUGUCAGCAGGCAAUUUAUAGCAUUGGAUAAUAUUAAUUUCUAUGAACUCAAAAAGCGAAACUGACGAAGCUUCAAGGGGGAGCGAAGCAUCAUCGUCAAAUAAUAACUCAACCCCAAACAACAUUGUCGAGGAACAAUCUCAGUCAGUUUUAUGCGUGAAUCCAGCAUCUGGUGGUAGUCAAGACAUCAUGAAGCGUGCAGCUAAGGAGUUGAUUGAGAGAUAUUUCUAUCAGCUACUGGAGGGCUGCGGGAAUCCAAACUGUGAUAAUGAAUAUUGUGCAUCAAGUCAAAAGGCUAAAAAGCUAACAGCCAAUGAAGCUGCUGCAGUAGCUAUAAAAUUAGCAGAGAAAAAGGAAGCUCUCCUUUGUGACAGACAUCCAAAUAAAGUUCCUCGAACUGAAACAAACAACUGUGAUUCAAAUUCCAGCACAUGUGACACAUCAAAUAAAAAAGUUAAAAACACCAGCAGUAACCAAAAAACAGACUUAUCAGACAGCAAAGUGCAAGAAGACAGUCAAGGUAAAGAAACAGCAAAUGAAUCUAGUCCAAUAAUUAUACAACAAACUGAAUAUAAAUACAUUACAAGUACUAGUAAGUGUCUUGACUUAAUAUUUGGUUGUAACAAGAAUAGUGUAUGCAAUAAAGAAUCAAAAGCAAUGUGUUCAUCAAGUGAUCCAGACAAAGAUAUAGACUGUGUGAUAGGACCUGAGUUUGAUGCGGCCUCGUGUCAUAGAGCAUUCCGAUAUCUUGCCAAAGUGCCAUCAAAAUAUUACAAUUCAAUGCUAGUUUCUGCAUUGGAAACGUUAGCUUUACAUCUGAAGAUAGAUUUAGAGAUCAGUAAGAAGUUUUCAAUGGAGGAUGUUGUGACUUGCUUAGUAAUAGCUUUUGAGAUACCAGAUAUCGGCUGCAGUGAUUACCUGGAGGUGGCCCUACCCACACUUUGCCAUGCUAUUGAAUAUUUACCACUCAAAGCACAUGCUCGACUCGCACGUCUCUGGUCUGAGUACUGCAAGGAGAGCUUGCGCCACAUCCUGGAGGCGCUGCAGCAGCUCAUCACCCUCAGGGUGGUCUCCACUAACUACUCCAGAAUCUACCAAGUGCAGGAUGAUGAAUGUGUUACAAAAGCUACUAAGCUUAUGAAGAUAGUGUACUACGCGAACAUGGCGGCGGGCGAGGUGCAGCAGAACCCGCAGCCGGAGGAGCCGGUGGUGAUCGCCAGCCAGCUGGACCCGCUGGGCGACGCGCUGCACGACCUGCUGCCGCUCUCCGCCAUCAAGACCUCCAAGCACGCGCUGCCCGAGGACCCCCUGGCGGCUUACCUGAAAAUAAACUCGUUAGACGUGAGGAAGCCGUACCUGCCGUACGAGGAGUUCUACAACGAGCCCCUCAGCGACAAUAUCGAGAUGGACAUUGACUUCGCCAGCUAUAAAACUGAUGUUAAUAGCGCAACAAAGUUCGCGUUCCUGAACUACCCGUUCAUAUUGACGGCUGCGACGAAGUCCCUGGGCCUGUACUACGAGAACCGUAUCCGCAUGUACUCGGAGCGGCGCGUGUCGCUGCUGCACGCGGUGGUGGGCGCCGCGCCGCCCAUGCCCUUCCUGCGCCUGCGCGUGCGCCGCUCACACAUCAUCGCGGACGCGCUCGUCGAGCUGGAAAUGAUAGCGAUGGAGCGAGCGCUGGAUCUAAAGAAGCAGCUGAUGGUGGAGUUCGAGGGUGAGCAGGGUGUGGACGAGGGAGGUGUCAGCAAGGAGUUCUUCCAGCUCAUCGUCGAAGAGAUAUUCAACCCCGACUACGGCAUGUUCACGCAGCAACCGGACUCGCAUACUGUUUGGUUCAACCCGACGUCGUUCGAGACGGAGGCGCAGUUCACUUUGAUCGGCAUCGUGCUGGGGCUGGCGAUAUACAACAACAUCAUCCUGGCGGUCAACUUCCCCAUGGUGGUGUACCGCAAGCUGAUGGGCAGGAAGGGCGCAUUCGAGGACCUCGCCGACUGGAACCCUAGUUUGUAUAACGGUUUAAAAGAUAUGUUAGAUUAUAGCGGCGAUGAUUUAGAGGAAGUGUACUACCAGACUUUCAGGAUAUGCUACAAAGAUGUCUUCGGAAAUAAUAUAUUCCAUGAUCUCAAAGACGAAGGGGACAGUCUCUUUGUUACGCAAGCCAAUAAAAGGGAGUUUGUGGACAUGUACGCGGACUUCCUGCUGAACAAGUCUGUGGAGACGCAGUUCCGCGCGUUCCGGCGCGGCUUCGUCAUGGUGACGGACGAGAGCCCGCUCAGCGCGCUCUUCCGCCCCGAGGAGAUCGAGACCCUCGUCUGCGGCAGCAAGAAUUUCGACUUCAACGAGUUGGAGAAGUCAACCGAGUACGACGGCGGGUACACAUCGGAUUCACGUAUUAUAAAAGACUUCUGGUGCAUCGUGCACAAGCUGUGCAUCACAGAGAAGCGGAAGCUGCUGCAGUUCACGACCGGCUCCGACCGCGUGCCGGUAGGCGGGCUCAGCUACCUCAAGCUGGUGAUAGCUCGCAACGGGCCCGACUCCGACCGGCUGCCGACCGCGCACACCUGCUUCAACGUGCUGCUGCUGCCCGAGUACCGCUCGCGGGACAAGCUGCGCGACAGACUUAUGAAGGCCAUCUCAUACUCAAAGGGAUUCGGAAUGCUCUAAACACUACAUAAGAUCCGAAAGUUCAAACAAAAUCGGUGUCGCACCUCCAUACAUUACAUAUAGGCAGAUUAAAUCUAGUGUGCGGAGGUAUACGAAUAAUGUUAUCGCUUAUUAAGUUACAGACCGGAAGAGCAGAACAGAUUUUUUUAUCGCAAAUAGAACGCUAUAAUUCGGUUUUUUAACGCGCGUAAAAAACGUUCAAACAGAACCAAUUUAUUUCUACUUAUAUCUUAGCAUUUUUAAAUUCGACGUUUUUUUUAUGGAACAGUUUUGUAUUUUAAAUGCAAACAAGAGCGAUUUUAAAGCGUUCCUAUAAGCGUAAGCGUUAAAAAAACGCGGGUGCGGAUCUUAGGUCAUGCGAUAGAAACAGGGUUUUAUUUUAUUUUUCACGUCUGUUGCUCUUAAUAAAGUAAAAUAAAACCUUAUUUCUAUCGUGUUAAGCCAUUUGAAAUAAAAAAAAGUCUGCUCUGCUGUUCUGAUCUGUGAACAGACUAAGACCCAUUCGGUACGCGCGGUGUUCACGCGUGCUUGUUAAGGUCACUGCCCACUGUAAUAAGCGAUAAUAUUAAAUGUGUAACUUUACAUUAGAUAAACUGAAGCGUGUUAAAAGUGCGAGGACCUUUAAUCAGUUAAGUCCUACCAUCGAUGGCUCUGUAACGUGAAUAAUAAACGUUUGUUGUAUUUAUACGAA
Molecule: messenger RNA, 3484 nt
Organism: Papilio polytes (common Mormon)
Lineage: Eukaryota; Metazoa; Arthropoda; Insecta; Lepidoptera; Papilionidae
Gene: Ube3a
Product: ubiquitin-protein ligase E3A
Exons: 16
Coding region: 172-2793 (873 amino acids)
Biological process (GO): protein polyubiquitination
Molecular function (GO): ubiquitin protein ligase activity
Source: RefSeq, a predicted model, not a curated record